Molecule: messenger RNA, 715 nt
Organism: Suillus subaureus
Lineage: Eukaryota; Fungi; Basidiomycota; Agaricomycetes; Boletales; Suillaceae
Exons: 3
Coding region: 304-603 (99 amino acids)
Source: RefSeq, a predicted model, not a curated record
AAAGUAGCUUAAAUCACGAUAUACAUUAAUGUCCGGCCACCAAGUGGGAUCAUUUGAAACUAUGGUCAUAUUGGUAGAGAAUGUGUAGGUGAGUGAUGAACUUGGUAGACGUAUGGCGAUGGCAUAUAUACUACUACCCAGUGCUUGGAUCGGCACAAUGAGAUCUAGGGUGACGUCGGUUCCUCGAAUACAGACAGAAAUAAGAGGCACUGGGAGAAAAUAAGACCCUAGGCUGGGCGUUGCCCUUACGACCACUGGAAGCCUUGAAGUUGACAGGCUCGUGCCAUAAGAUAUUGAUAUCCGAUGAUGGUGCUCUCGAUUAGCGCAGCGGGCUUGCCGAGUCUCAAGUCACUGCUAGUCAUUUCUGUGGGUUCCCAAUGCACGCCCUCAAAGUUCAGCGUUCGAGGCUUAAUUCAAUGCGGCAUGCGCCGCUUCCCUCAUCCUGCACAAAUCUUCGUUCCAGGAAUCUGUCGCCUCGCGCGCAAUUCGCCAUCUCCUGUCCCAGUUAUUUGGCUGUCAUAUCACAGGAAUGAGAACAAUGUAGUGGUGGGUAAUGCCGCUAUGAUGAAAACACGCACCACGCUAGAUCCAUCGUGCAAUUGAUUGAAUGCUGUCGGGAUGGGAGGUAGGGAAAUAGCUAGCAUUGUUAAUUGUGCAAUGCUGUGGACAGAAACAGAAUAGCAUGUUGAGAACGACGUCGACUACGCACCAUCCA